CUGGGAGUUAGUUACAGUUUCAGUUUUUAAUACUCAGUUACAAUAUGAAGGCUCCCCUCCUCCUGUUGCUCAUUGCCGGGGUCUCUGGGGUGUAUUGCAGUGAGUAUAGACUGAAUAAUAUAUAGACUGUGUAAUAUAUAGACUGUAUAAUAUAUAGACUGUGUGAUCUAUAGACUGAAUGAUUGAUUUACAGACGGAGUAAUAUAAAACUGAAUAAUAUAUAGACUGUGAUUGAUCUAUAGCCUUCCUGAUUUAUAAACUGUCUCCAUAAUAUAUCUGUCUCUCUGACAUGUGUGUCUGUGUCAGGUCACUCUCACUCUCUGACAUCUGUCUGUGCCUCAGGUCACUCUCUCUCUCUCUGACAUGUGUCUGCCUCAGGUGACUCUCUCUCUCUGACAUGUGUCUGUCUGUCUCAGGUCACUCUCUCUCUCUCUAACAUGUGUCUGUCUGUCUCAGGUCACUCUCUCUCUGACAUGUGUCUGUCUGUCUCAGGUCACUCUCUCUCUCUCUAACAUGUGUCUGUCUGUCUCAGGUCACUCUCUCUCUGACAUGUGUCUGUCUGUCUCAGGUCACUCUCUCUCUGACAUGUGUCUGUCUGUCUCAGGUCUCUCUCUCUCUGACAUGUGUCUGUCUGUCUCAGGUCUCUCUCUCUCUCUCUGACAUGUGUCUGUCUGUCUCAGGUCUCUCUCUCUGACAUGUGUCUGUCUGUCUCAGGUCUCUCUCUCUCUGACAUGUGUCUGUCUCAGGUCUCUCUCUCUCUCUCUGACAUGUGUCUGUCUGUCUCAGGUCUCUCUCUGACAUGUGUCUGUCUGUCUCAGGUCUCUCUCUCUCUGACAUGUGUCUGUCUGUCUCAGGUCUCUCUCUCUCUGACAUGUGUCUGUCUGUCUCAGGUCUCUCUCUCUCUGACAUGUGUCUGUCUGUCUCAGGUCACUCUCUCUCUGACAUGUGUCUGUCUGUCUCAGGUCUCUCUCUCUCUCUCUGACAUGUGUCUGUCUGUCUCAGGUCUCUCUCUCUCUGACAUGUAUCUGUCUGUCUCAGGUCACUCUCUCCAGUAUUAUUACACUGGUGUCUCAGCUCCCGGACAUGGGCUGCCUGUAUUUUCUAUCGUUGGCUAUGUGGAUGGGAGGCAGAUAAUGAAUUCUAACAGUGACACCGGCCGGGCUGUUCCUGUGGCUCCGUGGAUGAAUAGAGAGGGACAGGAAUACUGGGAGAGUGAGACAAAUAACCUCAAAGCCACUGAGCCUGUAUUCAAAAACAAUGUGAGGACAGCAAUGCAACGCUUCAACCAGACCGGAGGUGAGAAACACACUGACACAAUAUAGACACACACACACACUGCAUGUACACACUGUAUAUACACACUGACACAAUAUAGACACACAAACACUGCAUGUACACACUGUAUAUACACACACUGACACAAUAUAGACACACACACACACUGACACAAUAUAUACACACACACAAACUGCAUGUACACACUGUAUAUACACACACUGCAUGUACACACUGACACAAUAUAUAGACACACACACACACUGCAUGUACACACUGUAUAUACACACUGACACACUAUAUACACACACUGCAUGUACACACUGUAUUUACACACUGACACAAUAUAGACACACACACACUGCAUGUACACACUGUAUAUACACACUGACACAAUAUAGACACACACACACUGCAUGUACACACUGUAUAUACACACUGACACAAUAUAGACACACACACACUGCAUGUACACACUGUAUAUACACACUGACACAAUAUAGACACACACACACAAACUGCAUGUACACACUGUAUAUACACACUGACACACUAUAUACACACACAAACUGCAUGUACACACUGUAUAUACACACUGACACACUAUAUACACACACAAACUGCAUGUACACACUGUAUAUACACACUGACACAAUAUAUACACACACACUGCAUGUACACACUGUAUAUACACACUGACACAAUAUAGACACACACACAAACUGCAUGUACACACUGUAUAUACACACUGACACACUAUAUACACACACAAACUGCAUGUACACACUGUAUAUACACACUGACACACUAUAUACACACACAAACUGCAUGUACACACUGUAUAUACACACUGACACAAUAUAUACACACACACUGCAUGUACACACUGUAUAUACACACUGACAUAAUAUAGACACACACACAAACUGCAUGUACACACUGUAUAUACACACUGACACACUAUAUACACACACAAACUGCAUGUACACACUGUAUAUACACACUGACACACUAUAUACACACACAAACUGCAUGUACACACUGUAUAUACACACUGACACAAUAUAUACACACACACUGCAUGUACACACUGACACAAUAUAGACACACAAACUGCAUGUACACACUGUAUAUACACACUGACACACUAUAUACACACACAAACUGCAUGUACACACUGUAUAUACACACUGACACAAUAUAUACACACACACUGCAUGUACACACUGUAUAUACGCACUGACACAAUACUGCAUGUACACUGUAUAUACACUGACUGUAUAGAACACUGCAUGUACACACUGUAUAUACACACACUGACACAAUAUAGACACACACUGCAUGUACACACUGUAUAUACACACACUGACACAAUAUAGACACACACACUGCAUGUACACACAGUAUAUACACACACUGACACAAUAAAUACACACACACUGCAUGUACACACUGUAUAUACACACUGACACAAUAAAUACACACACACUGCAUGCACACACAGUAUAUACACUAUACAUGCACUGCACACACUGUAUAUAUAUAAAAUCUGACACACACUCGGCCAAUGGCAGCCGGUGACGUUUUCAAUUGACAGGUCACUAGACUCCACCCCUUGUACUGACCCCGCCCCUCCAGUAAGCUCCACCCCCUGACCUACUGGGUUCAUGUGAAUCCUAAAAAUAAGAAAAUAGUUUGUAAAUCAUGUUAAUACUGUGAGAGCACAAUUUAACCCUCUCAGAACCAACAUGUUUACUGUUACAUUCUGCCCAAAAGGAUCAAAGCUUAUUUACUAUUCCUGACAUUUUGUAUUAAUCCAUUAUUCCUGGUGUUUACAGUUAGUUCACACAUUCUAUGUAUUGGACAGACUGGGAUUUAUUAUAAUUUAUUUAUAUAAUAUCUGUCACACUAUGUGCUGAUAACUUGGGGUAUUUGGUGUGUUUUACAUGUACACACAUCAUUGUAUUCUCAUUGUGAAUAUUGAAAUCCUGAUACAUUGCAUAUAACUCAAUAUAUAUUCACCCCAGUCCAUCAAUACCCCAUACACACACACACACACCAUGAUUUUAUAGAGUCAAAUCAGAAACCUUUGUUUGUUUUUAAGCAGGAUUUUUUACAGAUUGAUUUAUUGUACCAAUAUUGCAGAUGGUGAUUGCAAAUGGUGUAUUUUAUGAUCUACCAUCUCAUCACGAAUUUAUUCCAAAAUGUAUAAUUAACAUUUUCUUCUGCAUUUUACACAAAUAAGUUGCAGUUUUAUUGUGAUUAUUACAAUCCUGAUUUGUGCUACAGAAGAAGAAUAUUUAUAAAUAUCUUCUAAAUCCACGUGCAGGUUGUGAAAUGUAUAUCACAUUAAAGGGUCACAGUUAGCAUGGGUAAUUUUUGAGUUUGUAACUUGUUUAUUUAAUUAUUUAUUGCUGGGUCUCUGUCAGUUUUGGAUAUUGGAGUAGCCUAUCAUUCAAUUUACCCCAGAAAGGUUUCUAUGUAAAUACAGCCAACACGUUAUCUGACAUGAGAUAUAUUAAGCCUUUUCACAUGGUCAUUAGUCCCUGGGAUUUAGCGGUAAUAUUUUAUUAAUUGUUUGAGUAGUGUUACUGCAAUAUAAACCUAAUUUGACAUUUAGCUAGAUCUCCAUCAUGUAGCAGUGGCCCAGGGUACAGGGCUGUCAGGUAUGUGUAUGAAUUUACAGGGUUACAUUAAAGACAGGAUGGUUUUAUUUUUCAAAUUUGGAGUUUUAAAGCUGGAUUUCUGUGGAUUUGGAGAAUUAUAGGAGAUCAGAAAUGCAGUCACACAAAUAGUGGGUUCUGGUAGAUAAUGGUGUCAAUGCUGCAAUUAUUAUAGAUAUUUAAUGAGCAGUGAUUGGUAUGGCUCUGUUUCAGAUAUUGAGUUUGGCAAACAAACACUUAGACACAUCACCAAGGUGCCAGAGUAUUAUGACCGGUUCCCCUGA
Messenger RNA from Pelobates cultripes (western spadefoot toad), 4222 nucleotides. NCBI's taxonomy places the organism in Eukaryota, Metazoa, Chordata, Amphibia, Anura, Pelobatidae. The record is from the annotation of a GenBank genome assembly.